This is a messenger RNA of Carassius carassius (crucian carp), 1391 nucleotides long. RefSeq lists its product as uncharacterized. The coding region runs from base 1 to 912 and encodes 303 amino acids. The record is from RefSeq and is a predicted model, not a curated record. Lineage: Eukaryota; Metazoa; Chordata; Actinopteri; Cypriniformes; Cyprinidae. The transcript is spliced from 6 exons.
AUGGCAAUGCUGUGUGCCAAAAACAACAUUCCUUUCUCCUUCCACAACGCCUUCAACAAAUGUGUAGCUGACAUGUUCCCAGACUCUGCUAUUGCACGAAAAUACUCAACAGGAAAAACUAAGGCUACUCAAAUCAUCAAAGGCCACCAUAACUCGGUCAUCAGCAGACUGAAGACCACCCAGCCCCACGUCCAGGACCUUGGCUGCAUCUGCCACCUGGUACAGCUGGCCACUGGCUGUGGCAUCAGAGCAGCCCAGGUACCACUGGAAGACAUCCUGGUGGGGAUAUACACCCACUUUGAUAAAAGUGCAAAAAGAUGUGAAGUCUACAAAGAAUUUUGCAGAUGGCUGAGUCUGUUAUCCUGCAUCCAGAGGGUGCUGAACCAGUGGGAUGCACUACAGGCCUACUUUAACAGUCAUGAAGAGGUGGAGAGGAGUGUUAAAGUGCGUGAUCUGGCAAGCCAUCUGCGUGAUCCAAUCGUGAAGACCUACUUCCUGUUCCUGAGUGCUGCCCUUAAGCCUUUAUCUGAAUUUAACAUUGCCUUCCAGUCAGAGGGAGUACAAAUUCACAGACUUGAAGAGGAGAUGUGCAGGCUGAUAAAGAGGAUCCUGAGCUACCUCAUACCAGCCAGGGCAAUCAUGGGUGUACCUCUCAGGGAGGUGGAGUAUGGAGAAGGACAUCAGUUGGCUGAUGAAGAUCUCUUUAUCGGUGCAGACGCAAAUACAUUCAUGAGAAGCGCUGAGCUCCCUGUGUCAGCCGAGAAGAAAAUCUUUCAAACUGUGAGAAGCUUCUAUGAGGCAGUUCUUAAGAAGAUGUUCUCCUCCUUUCCCCUCGACCAUCCACUCCUUAGGGACCUAAAGGUGCUGGACCCUGCAGCUCGUCUUAACAUAACUCCAGGGACAGGUAGAUAAUAGAAACAGUUUCCAAAAGGCUUUAUGCCCAGCUCCACUACUUACCAUAGCAACCACCCUAGCAAUGGUCAGACACACCUGGAUUAAUCACAGGGUUCGUAGGGGUGUUUGAAAUCCUUUAAAGUGCUUGAAUUUUGAUGUUGUGUUUUCAAGGUUUGAUAAGUGCUUGAAUUUUGGAUAAAAUGCUUGAAAAGUGCUUGAAUCUGACCUUGGAAAAGGUGUACGAACCCUGUAAUCAGUUUGUCCAAUAGUGUAAGACAGGAAAUAAAGGAGCUGGCUUAAGUUCAGGAAGUAGUGCAGCUGUGCAUAAAGCCUAUUGAUGUUAGGCAAGGCAAGGCAAUUUUAUUUGUACAGCCGAUUUUUACAAACAAUUUGUCUCAAAGGGCUUUACAUUAUAACAACAUCCUCUGGGGACAGUUCCCCAUUGAUAACCAAACAAAUAAUUGGCACAGUAGCCUAUACUUGAUACUUGUUUAGAU